This is a messenger RNA of Sphaerodactylus townsendi, 5395 nucleotides long. RefSeq names its product kinase suppressor of ras 2 (gene KSR2). The record is from RefSeq and is a predicted model, not a curated record. The transcript is spliced from 20 exons. NCBI's taxonomy places the organism in Eukaryota, Metazoa, Chordata, Lepidosauria, Squamata, Sphaerodactylidae. The coding region runs from base 52 to 2787 and encodes 911 amino acids. Gene Ontology annotation, molecular function: protein kinase activity; ATP binding. Gene Ontology annotation, biological process: protein phosphorylation.
CCGCCGCUGAGCCUGCAGAAAGCGCUGCAGCAGUGCGAGCUGGUGCAGAACAUGAUCGACAUCAGCAUCUCCAACCUGGAGGGGCUGCGCACCAAAUGCGCCACGUCCAACGACCUCACGCAGAAGGAGAUCCGCACCUUGGAGAGCAAGCUGGUCAAGUAUUUCAGCCGCCAGCUCUCCUGCAAGAGGAAAGUGGCCCUGCAGGAACGCAACGCCAAGCUCGAGGGCUUCCCGCAGCUCCUGCACUGGUUCCGCAUUGUCAACAUCCGCAAGGAGGUCAUGGAGGAAAUCAUUCGUGGCCAGCUGAACCUGGAAGAUCUUCUGGAAAUGACCGAUGAGCAGGUCUGUGAGACGGUGCAGAAGUUUGGCGCCAACAGAGAGGAGUGUGCCCGGCUCAACGCUUCCCUGUCCUGCUUGAGGAACGUCCAUAAAUCUGGAGGCAGCCUUUCCAAACAAGACUGGACCAUCCAGUGGCCGCUGACUGAGACCAGCAAGGAGAACAACUCCGCGUGCCAAUCAGAAUCCAUGCAGUGGAUUCGAACUCACCUCUCCCCAAGCCCCAAAACUCAGUCCAAAUGCAUUCAGCAUUACUGCCACCUGGGAUUGUCUCACGGACCAGCGUACACCCAUGUGGACAGGCUGACGGUGGAAGGCUUUCCGGGACUCUGCCCCCCUCUGGAAUCGGGGCACCGGUCCUUGCCACCCUCCCCAAGGCAGCGGCAUGUCGCCCAUACACCACCACGUACCCCUAAUAUAGUCACUACCAUGACUCCGCCUGGCACCCCGCCAAUCAGGAGGAGAAACAAGGUGAAACCUCCGGGCACGCCGCCCCCCUCCUCCCGCAAACUGAUUCAUCUUUUCCCGGGCUUCACAGCAUUGCAUCGCAGCAAGUCCCAUGAAUUUCAGCUGGGCAAUCGAGUGGACGAGGCUCACACGCCCAAAGCAAAGAAAAAGAACAAACCCUUGAACCUCAAGAUCCACAACAGCGUGGGGAGCUGUGAGAACAUCCCUGCCCAGCGAUCUCCCCUCCUCUCUGAACGGUCCCUGCGGUCUUUCUUUGUUGGACACCCACCUUUCCUUCCUUCUACCCCUCCUGUCCAUACUGAUGGCACAUUCUCAACAAAUACACUCUCAGUACCUCGCUGGUCCCCGCAAAUUCCUCGACGAGAUCUUGGAAACUCAAUCAAACAUAGGUUUUCCACCAAGUAUUGGAUGUCUCAGACAUGCACUGUCUGUGGGAAAGGGAUGUUGUUUGGACUGAAAUGUAAAAACUGCAAGCUAAAGUGCCACAACAAAUGUACCAAAGAGGCCCCACCGUGUCACCUUCUGAUCAUCCACCGUGGAGCAAGACUAGUCCGGACAGAAUCUGUGCCAUGUGAUAUUAACAACCCAUUGCGGAAGCCUCCCAGAUACUCAGACUUGCACAUCAGCCAGACCCUCCCCAAAACCAACAAAAUCAACAAGGACCACAUUCCAGUGCCCUACCAGCCUGACUCCAGCAGCAAUCCCUCCUCAACAACGUCGUCCACGCCUUCCUCGCCGGCUCCACCCUUGCCACCCAGUGCCACACCGCCUUCUCCCCUGCAUCCCUCCCCGCAGUGCACGCGGCAGCAGAAGCAGUUCAAUUUACCUGCUUCCCAUUACUACAAGUACAAGCAGCAGUUCAUCUUUCCAGAUGUUGUCCCCGAGACUCCCACCAGAGCACCCCAAGUUAUCCUUCAUCCAGUGAAUUCUAACCCAAUCCUGGAAGGAAAUCCAUUACUUCAAAUUGAAGUGGAGCCAACCUCUGAGAAUGAGGAGGCACAUGAAGAGGAGUCGGAAGAUGAUUUUGAGGAGAUGAACCUCUCGCUCCUGUCAGCCCGCAAUUUUCCACGCAAGGCCAGCCAGACCAGCAUUUUCCUACAAGAGUGGGACAUCCCUUUUGAGCAGCUGGAGAUUGGGGAAUUGAUCGGCAAUGGCCGCUUUGGGCAAGUGUUCCAUGGCCGCUGGCAUGGCGAAGUAGCCAUUCGCCUCAUUGACAUUGAGCGGGACAAUGAGGACCAGCUGAAGGCCUUCAAGCGGGAAGUGAUGGCCUACCGGCAGACGCGACACGAGAAUGUGGUGCUGUUCAUGGGCGCUUGCAUGAGCCCUCCCCACCUCGCCAUUAUCACCAGCUUGUGCAAAGGACGGACGCUCUAUUCAGUGGUGAGAGAUGCCAAAGUCGUCCUGGAUUUCAACAAAACAAGGCAGAUCGCUCAAGAGAUUGUCAAGGGCAUGGGUUACCUUCACGCAAAGGGAAUUCUCCACAAAGACCUGAAGUCCAAAAAUGUGUUCUAUGACAAUGGGAAGGUGGUGAUCACAGAUUUUGGCCUCUUCAGCAUAUCAGGAGUUCUGCAAGCAGGCAGGAGGGAGAACAAACUGCGGAUCCAAAAUGGCUGGCUGUGCCAUCUGGCCCCGGAAAUCAUCCGCCAGCUCUCACCUGACACAGAAGAAGACAAGUUGCCUUUCUCCAAGCACUCAGAUGUCUUUGCACUUGGCACCAUCUGGUAUGAGCUCCAUGCUCGGGAAUGGCCUUUUAAGACCCAACCUGCUGAGGCAAUAAUUUGGCAAGUGGGCCGAGGGAUGAAGCCGAACCUUAGCCAAAUUGGCAUGGGGAAGGAGAUCUCAGACAUUCUUCUCUUCUGCUGGGCCUAUGACCAGGAGGAACGGCCAACUUUCACCAAGCUCAUGGAGAUGCUGGAGAAACUGCCAAAGCGGAACCGUCGGCUGUCCCACCCUGGACACUUCUGGAAGUCAGCAGAGCUGUGACAGAUGGCGCAGAGGGAUGGUGCCUUUCUUACACCUUUCUCUUUCUCCUCCUCCUCUUCCUACUGUCUGGAAGGCCAGAAGGGCACAGCGAACCAGUGAGCAUCACAGGAACAAAGAAACUACUCCCUUGCUCUGAUCUCUGGAACUAACGUGGUGUCUGGGGUGCAGGAGGACCGCCAUGCUCAGUCCAGGGGGCCUUGAAGGAUCAUGUCUGUGGAAUGAAGAGCAGGUCGGAAACAUUCACAGCAGAUGCUCAAUAGCCUCGCGUGGAGUCCUCUUACCUCCCCCCCUGGUUGCACACAAUCUAGUGGCACCUUAUGGAAGCCAGUGAGCCUUCAGGCUCCUCCCACUGGUUCCUCUUUAGACCAACCAAUGAGGAGCUUAGGAAUUUCCCUGGACCCAAUAAGCACCCUCUGAAGCUGGCGUGUUCUCUUUUUGUAAGGUUUUCUUUUAUUCUUUCGAAGAGAAAUUCUGCCGAACCAUUCGUUGUGUUGCCUGCCUGCUGGCAGUGGUGAGGAUUUCAGCUGUUUCUAUCCUAGCAGGUAUCUCCCAGAGCAGAGCCCUAAGCUGAGCUUUCAGGGGUUAACAUGCCAUUAGUGACAAUUUCCUGCUAGCUCCUCUUCCCUUCCCUAUGCUCCACCUAUGGCUUCUGGUUCUUUUGGUGCCUGGUAUUUAUUGCCUUUCACAAUCUCUUGUUCUUUCUGCUGCUUCUCUCUCAGUUAUACAAGCCACCCACAACACUAGCCAUCAUGUCCCCACCUCUGCCCGGCACACCUGUGUCACUGGGUGGGCGUGCGGCUUCCUGUCAGGAGCCACCUGUGCCUGGAUAAAUAGGUGGUCUCCUACGUACAUACUUGUACACCCAGCAGUGCUUUGCCAGAUGCAGGUGAUUACAGAACAGGCCUCCAAUAUGCACAGUGUGUGAGUGUGUGUGUGUGUGAGAGAGAGAGGCAGAGAGAGAGAGAUCUGUAUUUUCAAACAUUUAUCCGUGAUACCACAAACCCAUAUAUUUCCCCACAAUUCCAUGCCAGCUGACCACUGCUACAGUUUUUAUAUAAACCUUUCCCCAGCAAGCUUGUAACUUACCACAUGGGGUCUGGAUGAAAUCUGUUGGGAAUGGUGUUUCCCCCAUCUGGCUAGGUCACCCCAAAUAGUUCCUCAUCUGAGGAACAGAUGAGAAGGAAAGUAAUACCCCAAAAUGUAUUUGCUUUCCAGACUGAUGUAGGUUACAUAACUCACAUAAGUUACAUAACUCACAUAAGCUACUCACCAAGAAGGGAUUUUUCAGUGCCCCAUUGCCUUUGGGUUAGUUUAGAUGACCGAUUGGCUCUCAGGCCGAGCUCUCACCCGGAACUGCAUCUGGACUCAGCUGUAUUUCAUUUGUAUUUUCUUUUAAGGAUCAUUUAGAAGAGAGGCUGACUAGCUGUCCUUGUGUCUUUCACUCUGUGUAAAAGCAGCCAUAAAAAACGUUUGAGCCAGGCCCAUGGUGCUAGACUGAGAUGUGGUGUACCUCCACACUACUGUUUGCAGACAGUCACAGGAGGGAGAAAGAUUCCAGCCUAGCUUGUCUUCUGGUUUUCUCUAUGCGAGGAACCUUUCACAGGGCGAUAGUUAUAAUGAUAAAUUGGAGCAGGAGAGAACAUCGCCAUAAGCCGAUUUGGGACCCUGUUGAGUGGAGAAACAUCUUUGCCCAUAUAAUUCACCGACAUGCAAAUUGUCCCAAUGAUGAACCCUUAACCAAUGGCCGUGCAGGCACACCCAUUCGUUGAGGGUUCAUCACGGCACUUAAAAACCAUACUGGCCCCACCAUAGCAGGGGAAGUAGUGCGUUGAGACCCAUUGUUCCACCACCCACCCAACAGUCUCCCCAUUGGCCCAUCUGCCCUCCAACCAUCCCCCCAAACAAACCACCACAGCGGGGAAGCAGCACCUUGCAGCCCAAUGCCCCACUGUCCUGCAGCCCACUGCCCCCCCCAAACCUCCCUGUCGCCCCAUCUGCCCUCCAAUCACCUUUGCCCCAAUCAAACCAUUAUUGGAUCAGGGCCCCCACCUCCCUUCCCAAGACCUGUGGGCCUUGGAAAGCAAGGCGAGUGGAGAAGCGGGGCUGGACCUUCAUGCAUGAUCACCCUCUCCAGCCUGUUUCCCGAUCCCUGGGGUCAUUGGAAAGCUGGGGGUUGGAAGACAACACGAUCUUGCAUGCAGGACAGAGCUUGUUCCACCCCACAUGCAAGCUGUCCCUCCCCACCCCAUUUCCAAAAGCCUGGGGACCUUGGCAAGCGUGGUGGAGGGGAAAGAUAACAUAAGGGCACCACAAUUCCAGCUUUGCAAAGCAGGUGGCAGCAGGAUGUCUGUGAAGGUGGGGAGAGUUCCCCACAUCUCCUUAGGCCAGGGGUAGGGAACCUGCGGCUCUCCAGAUGUUCAGGAACUACAAUUCCCAUCAGCCCCUGCCAGCAUGGCCAAUUGGCCAAUUGGCCAUGGUGCUUUCUGUCUACAGCUGAAUACGCUUUCCAUUCUAAUUUGCCAUGUAAACUUUUAAAUUGUAAAAAUACUGAGGAAUGUCCUAUUUGUUCAGGUAGCUAUACGAGCAGUAAAGUCCAUUGUACAAAAAA